Molecule: messenger RNA, 1600 nt
Organism: Ochotona princeps (American pika)
Lineage: Eukaryota; Metazoa; Chordata; Mammalia; Lagomorpha; Ochotonidae
Product: cytochrome P450 2C18-like
Exons: 9
Coding region: 1-1479 (492 amino acids)
Biological process (GO): xenobiotic metabolic process
Cellular component (GO): intracellular membrane-bounded organelle; cytoplasm
Molecular function (GO): heme binding; iron ion binding; oxidoreductase activity, acting on paired donors, with incorporation or reduction of molecular oxygen, reduced flavin or flavoprotein as one donor, and incorporation of one atom of oxygen
Source: RefSeq, a predicted model, not a curated record
AUGUCAGUGGACCUAGUCACAGUUCUGUUGCUCAGUCUCUCCUGUUUGCUUCUUCUUUCAUUCAGGAGACGCAGCAAUGCGAAACGGAGGCUCCCUCCUGGCCCCACUCCUCUCCCGAUUAUUGGAAAUAUCCUGCAGCUGGACUUAAAGGACAUCAGCAAAUCCUUCUCAAAUUUCUCGAAAGUCUAUGGCCCUGUGUUCACCCUGUAUUUGGGCCUGAAGCCCACUGUGGUGCUGCACGGAUACGAGGCUGUGAAGGAGGCACUAAUUGAUCUGGGAGAGGAGUUUUCUGGGAGAGGCCGUUUCCCAGUGGCUGAAAGAAUCAAUAAAGGUCUUGGACUCAUUCUCAGCAAUGGAAACAGAUGGAAAGAGAUCCGGCGCUUCUCAAUCACCACCCUGCGCAAUUUCGGAAUGGGGAAGAGGAGUAUUGAGGACCAAAUUCAAGAGGAGGCCCGCUACCUUGUGGAGGAGCUGAGGAAAACCAAUGCUUUGCCUUGUGAUCCCACCUCUAUCCUAGGUUGUGCUCCUUGCAAUGUGAUCUGCUCCAUUAUUUUCCAGGGCCGUUUUGAAUAUACAGAUAAAUUUUUUCUUAAGUUUUUGAAAGUGUUGAAUGAAGGCAUCAAUAUCUUGAGCUCCCCAUGGAUACAGGUCUGCAAUAAUUUUCCAGUUCUCAUUGAUUAUUUACCGGGGAGUCAUAAAAAAUUUAUUCAAGAUAUGAAUUAUGUCCAAAAUUUUAUUUUGGAGAAAAUAAAAGAACACCAACAAUCCCUAGAUGUGAACAAUCCUAGGGACUUUAUUGAUUGUUUCCUGAUCAAAAUGGAGCAGGAAAAGCACAAACAGCAUUCUGAAUUUACCCUGGAAAUCUUGAAAUUCACUGCAGCUGAUUUGUUUUCUGCUGGAACAGAGACCACCAGCACCACCCUGAGAUACGGGCUGCUGCUCCUGCUGAAGCACCCUGAGGUGGCAGCUAAAAUCCGGGAGGAGAUUGAGCGUGUGAUCGGCAGAGACCGGAGCCCCAGUAUGCAGGACAGGAGCCGCAUGCCCUACACGGACGCUGUCGUACACGAGGUCCAGAGAUACAUUGACCUCAUCCCCACCAGUAUGCCACAUGCAGUGACGUGUGACGUUAAAUUCAGAGACUACCUCAUCCCCAAAGGCACAAACAUAAUAAUAUCACUGACAUCAGUGCUACAUGAUGAGAAGGAAUUCCCCAACCCAAAGACAUUUGAUCCUGGCCACUUCCUGGACAAGAAUGGUAACUUCAAGAAGAGUGACUACUUCGUGCCUUUCUCAACAGGAAAACGAAUUUGUGUGGGAGAGGGCCUGGCCCGCAUGGAGCUGUUUUUGUUUCUCACCACCAUCUUACAGAACUUCAAGCUGAAACCUCUGGUUGACCCAAAGGACAUCAAUAUCACCCCAAUUGUCAAUGGAUUUGCUUCUGUUCCACCACCAUACCAGCUCUGCUUCAUUCCUAUUUGAAGAAGUACUGCUUGGUCCUGGUGCAAUGGCCUAGUGGCUAAACCCUUACCUUGCAAGUUCCAAGAUCCCAUAUGGGCACUAGGUUAAUGUCCCAGCUGCAAAUGUGAAGCACACCCCAGUA